CUUUUGAACACCUCCAUAUUCAUCAUGGGCGUCCUGAACCGCGAAGGGGAUCUGCAGUCAUAUGGAUACAAAGACGACGACUUCCCAACGGGCUCGUCCGAAGUCCAGCUCCAGACCGAGAAGAGUAUUCGUGGCGCCUUCUUUUCAUAUACCCAAGAGAACCCUAUGCCAAAGCCAAUUGCAGGCCUUGAACUCAAGAGACUUCGCCAUGUAGAAUAUAUCCUCGGUGGAAUCGACUCCCUGGAAUGGUACUGGACCGCUCUGGACGCUAGCAAACCAUGGCUCUGCUAUUGGAUGCUUCAAUCGCUGGACCUCCUUGGACACAAGAUCCCAGAACAAUUGGCACAAAGAACCGUCUCGACCCUUCGUCACAUGCAGUGCGAGACUGGAGGAUUUGCUGGUGGGCCUGGACAGGAGGCACAUUUGGCGCCAACAUAUGCUGCGGUGAAUGCAUUGGCCAUCAUUGGGACUAAGGAAGCUUAUGAUGCGAUCAACCGCACGACACUGUUGGAGUUCUUGAUGCGUGUGAAGCAGGAAGAUGGGUCAUUCAAAAUGAUGGUUGGUGGCGAGAUUGAUGUCCGAGGAAGUUAUUGUGCCAUGUCAGCGGCGACGAUUACGAACAUUCGCACACCGGAACUAGAACAGGGCGUUGCAGAGUUCAUUGGACGGUGUCAGACUUACGAAGGCGGAUUGGGCGCAGUCCCGGGAACUGAAGCGCAUGGAGGAUACACGUUUUGUGCAUUAGCAGCGUUGGAGCUGUUAGGUCGGACUGAUGUAUUAAAUGUUGAUACAUUGGUAAAAUGGAGUGCGAGUCGACAGAUGUCGCUUGAGGGAGGAUUCCAGGGAAGGACCAACAAGUUGGUCGAUGGCUGCUAUUCGUUCUGGAUGGGCGGCGUCUUCCCUAUCAUUGGCAAGAUGCUUGAGAAUCUGGACCAGGAUAAGAACGUUCUGGAUUUCAUCUAUGACCGAGAUGCACUGCAGGAGUACUUGCUGGUAGCAUGUCAGAGCAAAUGGGGUGGUCUCCGUGAUAAGCCAUCAAAAUCGGUCGACUACUACCAUACAUGCUAUUGCCUAAGUGGUCUGUCGGUAUCACAGCACCAGAUCUCUUUUCGACAUGACUUGAAAAACAUUGCCUCGGGCGCGCUUUCCAUCCUGCUUUGGACUGAGAGUAUCGACAAGCUCUGUGUAGUUGGUUCAGCAGCGAAUGUAGUGGAGGCAACACACCCAGUGCUCAAUAUCCGGCUGGACAAAAUCAGAAAGGCCUUCGUGUACUUUUACGGGAAAGCGGCUGAGGACGUGAUUGAAGAGGUCGAUAUUGAGAUAAUCCAUUAAUGAAUGGGACCGAAGUAGCAGAUAAUAGAUUGGCGUGAGCUAAUUCAUCGGAGCGCCACUCAAGCUCUGAAGACCUGGAGAAGUUUGAGAAUGUAUUCUCUGCAGAUGGGACAGGCUCGAUCUUUAUCCAUAAUUUGUUUGCCACUAAAAAAAGAAAAAAGAAAAAAAGUUAGUUAAAUGGAAUAACAAUAACUGCAAUAAAAGAAAUGGAGCUGCAUCCAUACCAAUCCAUGC
Molecule: messenger RNA, 1566 nt
Organism: Gamsiella multidivaricata
Lineage: Eukaryota; Fungi; Mortierellomycota; Mortierellomycetes; Mortierellales; Mortierellaceae
Product: terpenoid cyclases/protein prenyltransferase alpha-alpha toroid
Exons: 5
Coding region: 25-1332 (435 amino acids)
Biological process (GO): protein farnesylation
Cellular component (GO): protein farnesyltransferase complex
Molecular function (GO): protein farnesyltransferase activity
Source: RefSeq, a predicted model, not a curated record